GCGAGUUCUUGACCACCCUCGAGAGAAGGCAACGUGACUGUGUAGUCGGAGUUGUUGUGUCGCAGCGAUGGCUGUUAAAGAAGAAGGUCCUGUGUCUGCGCCUAAAAACCUGCUCUCGUUGAACCCAGAAGAAGAGUUUGAAUUUCAGCAGAAAGUUCGGAACAUUAAGAGUCAGUCUAAAAAGCACGAAAAACUGACACCUGGAGUGAUUUGCUUGAGACGCAUACCACAAGGCUUUUAUGAGAAAGAAAUCCGGGAAUAUUUCAGCCAGUUUGGCAAAGUUGUACGGCUUCGUUUGUCAAGAAGUAAAAAGACUGGACGCAGCAAAGGCUAUGCUUUUCUGGAGUUUGAAUGUGAUGAAGUGGCAAAGAUUGUGGCAGACACAAUGAACAAUUACCUUAUUGGUGAACGACUUUUGAAGUGCAAUGUCAUUCCACCCGAAAAAGUCCACCCAACCCUUUUUAAAGGAUGCAAUACAAUAUUUAAGAAGCCAUCACUUCCUGCUGUUUCACGCUAUAAUAAAGUACGCACAGCUGAGCAGAAUUCAAAAAUGACAAAAAAGCUUCUCCAGAAGGAACAUCAGAAGAGGAAGAGACUGGCUGGGAAGGGGAUAGAUUAUGAUUUUCCAGGAUUUGCUGAACAAAUACCAGAAAAAAAGAAACCGGAGACUGAACAAAAUACAUCUGUAAAUAGUGAGGACACAACUCCUUUAUGCACGCCAUCUGUACUGGAACGCAGAAAAUCCAUGGUGAUUGAAAAUGACGACAGUGAUGAAGAUGAUGAGAUCAUAAUUAACUACCCUGUGCAGAAGAAGCUGAAAGGAGAAGCAAAAAAAGCCAGAUAGACGCGGACUAUAAAUGAACUAUGGACGGUGUUGAGCUGUGCACAUUGGGGCACAAAGUAGUUCACAUUUUCAAAAAAGUUAAAAGAUCUUUAAAAUUGAAAGUACUUCCAUUCAGUUUGGAAGUUUGGUUUAGGUACAGUAAAAGUGUAAAAAAACAAUUCUACUCCAUGGACCUUUCUUCCCCCUCAAAGCCCAGUACACUGAGAAGUGCCAAAGAAAGACGUACCGUUUAAGGGACUGUCACAGAUUGAUGGUGGAACGCUUUCAGGUGACUAGAGAAAAACUUGGGAUGUAAUUGAAAAAGAGGCCCGUGAAUCAUAAAGUACCUUAACAAAGAUGACUGUGCCACUGAAAACAGCGAGAAGGACUGAAAGAAAUGGCAUAUUUAUAAAAGGCAGCCAAAGAAAUGCAGAAUAAGCCUGUUCAGUACAAGAAUGGCGGUUUGUGGUAACGUCGCGCACCGUUUGAGGUGGAGACUUGAGGCAGACGAUCUGCAGGAUUCCUUGAAACUUGACUGGCCCAUCGCAGACAGCUGGUCGUCAUCUCUGCCAUUUCAACAAAACCAAUGUAAAAAUAUUAAGAUUAAAACUUGUGAACGCUUCCUCUACUCUGCCAUACGUCCACCAUCUCAUUCUUACUUUUAAUUGGCCUGUAGAUAUUUCAGAGAAGUUAGUAAAUCUCUUUAUUCUUUGUCAUAUGUUUUAAAUACUAGCUUUUCUAUGGCCGUUUUCUUUCUCAUUUACCCAUUGGACAACACUGCAGUCUUUAGGUAAAAUAGAAAUGCAGUGGUACCUCGGGAUACCUCCACUUUAGAAUAAGUCCAACUUGGUAUACGUCCUGUUUGGACACGAAACAUUUUGUUUGGAAUACGACUGGCAUGCUUGAACACGGCGCGCUACCCUUGUUUACCUCUUGAGAGAGAAAGCCACGACUGCCCACGAGCGUCCGUACGCCAGUUGCUAGUAUUCAGUGAUCAACCCUCGCUAUAACUCUGUGAAUUUCCAUGUGAUUUUGUGUUUUUUGUGUAAAUUUGAAUUGAUUGUUGAAAAGUAUGAAGGUGGCAUGCGUAUCUGGGACUUGGCUGCUGCAUACCGUAUGCUGAGAAUGAUGGUAUCUACGAUUGUGAAAAACAAAGACGUUAUUAAAAAGUAAAGUGAGGUUAAA
Messenger RNA from Erpetoichthys calabaricus (reedfish), 2008 nucleotides. RefSeq names its product nucleolar protein interacting with the FHA domain of MKI67 (gene nifk). Bases 68 to 844 code for a protein of 258 amino acids. Gene Ontology annotation, biological process: maturation of LSU-rRNA from tricistronic rRNA transcript (SSU-rRNA, 5.8S rRNA, LSU-rRNA). Gene Ontology annotation, cellular component: nucleolus. NCBI's taxonomy places the organism in Eukaryota, Metazoa, Chordata, Cladistia, Polypteriformes, Polypteridae. The record is from RefSeq and is a predicted model, not a curated record. The transcript is spliced from 6 exons. Gene Ontology annotation, molecular function: RNA binding.